AUGUCUUUAACGGAUAGUUGCGAACCUAAGGUGCAACCAAAAGGACCAUCUACGAUACAAAAAAUUAUAAAGACUGUCUUUCUUGUCUCCAUUUGGACAUGUAUUGGACUCUGCAUUGAAAUUGCUGGGCCAACACUAAAAGACCUCAAGCUUCGGGUAGACCUUGACUAUGAGGAAGUAUCAAGAGCAGUUUCCGGUCGAAGCGUCGGAUACUUUAUAGGAAGUGCAAUGGGAGGGUUGCUUGUCGACAAACUUGAUCCGUAUUGCGACCUGAUGCUAGCGGCUUGCCUUGACCUAAUGGGAACAGCAACCAUUGUUCUCCCAUUUUCUCAAAGUAUUGGUCUCAUGUGGUUUCUAUUUGUAAUGCAGGGAACAUUCGAAGGCAUACUGAACAUAGUUGGACAAAAGCUUGUUUUGGAAAUUUGGCGAGAAAAGGCAUCAUCUCCUCUUUUCAUUUUACACUUUGGGUUUGGGAUUGGAUCUUUCAUCGUUCCACAGAUAGCAAAUCCCUUUUUAGCAGUUCCCAAGACCACAGCCUCACAAAAUACUUCUAAUAUAUCAACACCUAAUAUAUCAACAGUUCUUCCUGUGUCUACAAAGGCAUUCAUUAAUGACUCUCUCAUAACAGAAUAUCUACAGGAGUCGAGGAUAGAGUGGGCAUAUUUGAUUGUCGCUAUAAUUACUAUAGGGUUGUCAGUUGUGUUUUAUUAUUACCAGUUUUGUGGUAAAUGGUCAAGGAAUACUAAAGUUAAUUAUUCAAAGAAGAAUUCAUAUAUCCCACCAACGAUUCGUGAAAUCUUUGACCCUGCAACAUGUGCAAAUGGAAAUCGCCUCUUUGGUGUACAUAUUUUAGGGCUACUUUUCCUUUUCUUUUUUAAUGCUGUUGGAGGUGAGCGUGUUUAUGGUAAAUUCAUCCGCAGCUUUGCUAUCGAUUACAACAAGUUCGAUGGGGAUGAGGCAUCUCUGAUAAAUAGCUCUUUUUGGAUUAGUUUUGCUAUUGGGCGUUUCGCUGGGUUCAUCGCUGCAAGAUGGAUUCCCAUUCGAAUUAUCCUUCUUAUAGAAGGAACAGGGGCAUUAGUAUCGGCGAUACUGCUGAAUGUCUUUGCUGACGACAGCUCUAUUAUGCUUUGGAUUCUUACACAGCCGAUGGCUUUUUUCAUUGCUCCAUGCUUUCCAUCCGGUGUAGGAUGGGCCGAUUUUCACGUUCACUUGUCUGGACUUGGAAUAACUUUUCUCCUUUUAGGAGGAGCUUUGGGUGGUGUUUGUUACAUGUGGAUCAUAGGGUAUUUCUACGAGAACAACGGCCCUCUUUCUUUCUUUUACGUUAUGCAGGCUUAUGGAAUUUUAAUGUGUGUCUUGGUAUUGAUAAUGCAUUUCUCUACUUGGGGAAAGGGACAUCGCUUUCAGAACGAAGCAAAGGGAGUGGAUGAGACUGUUGAUAUGGAGAAAGAAAAAUUCAGUGUUAAAGAAACAUUAGAUACAGAAAAGAAAAAAGAUCAUGACAACCAGUAGAGUCAAAGAAUUUGACACCCUAUAAAGUUAAAGAGUUAGAAUUUAAAAAAUGUAACGUUUUUUAAAGCAUAUCCUUUCAAUAAUGUUUUUUAUAUUUAACAAUCGGCCAAAUGUCUUCCUUUUUUUUUUUUAAAAAACAAGAUUUGUUUGUGAAACACUGAUGCCCCCGUAUGGCAGCUUAUGGCAAAGGUUACAGUUUCUUAAAUGCAAGUCAAACUCCAGGUCAAGAAAUCAAAAAUGUUGGUACCCAAAGAAUGGUCUUUUCUUGAGGAAUAUACCUGUGAAAUAUGAAAGCCCUAGUACAAACCGUUGAAAAGUAAUGACGAAGGUUAAAGUUUUUUCAACGUAAGUAAAACGGCAAGGUCAAGGUCAAAUGGUGCCCAAGGGAAGUUCUUUUCACAAGUGAUACACAUGAUCGUGAAAUGUGAAAGCCCUAGAAUCAAGGUUCAAAUGUUAUGGCCAAUGUUAAAAAUUUUUAAAAGUAGGUCAAAUUCCAAGGUCAAAGUCAAUGCCAAAAUUGUUGGUAUCCAAAGGAAGGUUUUGUCACAAGGAAUAUACAUGUGAAGUAUGAAAGCCCUAAUACCAACCGUUCAAAAGUUAUGGCCAAGGUUAAGUUUUUCAAAAGUAGGUCAAACUUCAAGGUCAAAGGGUCAAAGUUGUUGGUACCUAAAGGAAGGUCUUCUCAUGUGAAGUAUGAAAACCCUAGCACUAACUGUUCAAAAGUUAUGGUCAAGGUUUAAAUUUUUCAGAAUUGAAGUAGGUCAAACUCAAAGGUCAAGUGGAAAAGGUCAAAGUUGUUGGUAUGCGAAGAAAGGUCUUGUGACAAGGAGUGCACAUGCGAAGUAUGAAAGACCUAGCUUAAACUGUUCAAAAAAUAUGGCCAAGGUUAAAGUUUUUUCAACAGUAGGUCAAACUCCAAGGUCAAGGUCAAAGAGUCAAAGAAGUUGGUAUCCAAAUAAAGGCCUUCUCUCAAGGAAUACACUUGUGAAGUUUAAAAGCCCAAGCUCUAAGUGUUCAAAAGUUAUGGCCAAGGUUAAAGUCUCAUAAAAUUUUGCAAAAGUGGGUCAAACUCCAAGGUCAAAGUCAAAAGGUCAAAUAUGAUGGUACCCAAAGAAAGGUCUUGUCACAAGGAAUACACAUGUGAAAUAUGAAAGCCAUAGCUUCAAUCAAUCAAAAGUUGUGGGCAAGGUUAAAGUUUUUGCGGACAGACAGACAGACAGACGGACGGAC
Molecule: messenger RNA, 2742 nt
Organism: Saccostrea echinata
Lineage: Eukaryota; Metazoa; Mollusca; Bivalvia; Ostreida; Ostreidae
Product: sodium-dependent glucose transporter 1B-like
Exons: 3
Coding region: 1-1512 (503 amino acids)
Biological process (GO): transmembrane transport
Source: RefSeq, a predicted model, not a curated record